CAGAUUCUGACUCAGAUUCAGAUUCUGAAGAAGAUACCACUGCUAAAACAGUUUCUGUAAAGAAAGAAGAAUCUAGUGGUAGCUCAGAUAAUGACUCGGAUUCCGAUUCUGAUAAACUAGCAACAUCUACUAUUCCUGCUAAGAGGCUUCUGACAACAGAGAAAAAGAGUGAACAUUCCAAGGAUGAUUCUGAUGAGAGUGAUGAAGAGCCUGCACUAAAGAAGCCUAAGGAAUUUUUGGUGUUUGCUUUUUCAUCUGAAAAUUUUGGUCUCAAGGUUGCCAAGAAAGAAAGCAGUGGUGAUGAUGACAAUUCUGAAGAGAGCUCCAGCAGUGAUGAUGAAAACGAUCAAUCGGUGUCAAUGUGAAAGUCCGAGCAGAACGAAGAACGAAGAUCUGAAUCACCCUCACCCCUCUAGAGAAAUCAGUUUACUCAUUCAAGUUCUGGAAAUUCUUUAUAGCUUUCUGAGUUUACUCCGGUCUUGCAUGUGUUAGCUUUCUAUUUGUGCCCCUUUCUUUGUCUGUUUCUUGUGUGCAAGCGCUCCAUUAUGUGUGUGUGACUGUGUGUGGCUUGACUCUGUGUGUCUGGCUUGACUCUCUCUGUGUGUGUGGCUUGACUGUAUGUGUGUGUGGCUUGACUGUAUGUUUGUGUGCUUGACUCUCUCUGUGUGUGUUUGUGUGACUCUGUGUGAAUAUUGCAUUUGCUUGAUGGUGUGGUUUGUAUGCUUUGUUGAAUGAUUGAUUGUGUAUAACUAGUGUUUUAUAUUGUUAGGGCCUAACACUGCCUUUGCCGGUCCCUAGCCUGGAUGUGAAAAUGUGGAGGGAGCUGCAGUUACCUCUUUUGUAUUGUUUGCAUUACGAGUGUCGAUAGAAAUUACACAGUCUAGGUUACUGUCCUAAUCGAAUAGUGAAUCUUCACAUAAUUUGUUUGCAUGUGAUUCCUUUCUGAAGUUGUACGAGGUCAGUGUUUUUCUUAUACGGUACCAAAGGGAAGCGACUGUGUGUGGCUUGACUCUGUGUGUGUGUGUGUGGCUUGACUGUGUGUGUGUGACUGUGUGUGGCUUGAUUGUUUGUGUGCUUGACUCUGUGUGUGUGUUUGUGUGACUGUGUGUGAAUGUUGCAUUUGCUUGAUGGUGUGGUUUGUAUGCUUUGUUGAAUGAUUGGUUGUGUAUAACUUGUUUUAUAUUGUUGGGGCCUAACACUGCCUUUGCCGGUCCCAAGCCCGGAUGUGAAAAUGUGGAGGGAGCUGCAGUUACCUCCUUUGUAUUGUUUGCAUUACGCGUGUCGAUAGAAAUUAUACAGUCUAGGUUACUGUCCUAAUCGAUAGUGAAUCUUCACAUAAUUUGUUUGCAUGUGAUUUCCUUUCUGAAGUUGUACGAGGUCAGUGUUUUUUUUAUACGAUACCACAUGGAAGCGAGUAACUAAGAAUCUAGGCCUAUAAGGGUUUGAUUUUUCUCCCUUUCCGAUUUUUUUUACGGUGCCUUGUCAGCAUGACGUGUAUGGUGCUUUGGUUUUACUUCUGUGCGUGAUUUUUUUAGGUGGAGAGGUCUGCACGUACGACAUGUUUUGGAUUUGUUUUGGAGUCCACCGCUUUGACCGUCUUCUGAUGCUUUGACUGUUUCCAUCGUAGGUGACGUGUGCUUUCUGGUUUUGACUGUUUCUCCUUGUUUGCCAUGUAUCAUGUUUGUAUAUCAGUUUGUUUGGGCCGAUUUUUCUGGGCUCUUCUUGUGGUACGGGUGUGUUCCUUUCUUUUUUCUUCUGCUGCCUAUAAAGUCCUUCUGGCAUUAGAUCUUCUGGUCGAUCUGUUCCAACUCACUCUGAAUAUAUUCCUGAUGCUACUUCUGGCGGUGGAUCUUCUGGUCGAUCUGUUCUAAGUGCCGCUCAAUAUGUUCCUGGUAUGUCUUUUGACCGCCCUGAUUCAGUUUUAACCAAUAAUAAAUAAUCCAAUAGCACGUUACACAAUUGAUACCAUUCGACUUGUAUACAGAAGUACUUCUUUGUUACUGUAGUUAUGAUUGUUAACUUGUAACCAUCAGCAAAAUAUUGCACAAGAAAUAUAGAUUCGACGUUUAAACUUGGACAGCCAAUCUUUGUCCUACUUUUGAUACCUUAAGCUCACAGCAUCUCUGGAAUCGCCAAAAUUUCCUCAUGUGGACAUUUUUUUGUCUAUAUGUUGAGCAACCACAUUGUCUGUUGUGCCCCAUGAUAAGCUACUUUGUUGGACCCUACUAGAGAAAUAAGUGCCCAUUGUACUUGUAUGCAUGAGUGCAUUUUCCUGGCAUGGGUUCUUGAUGUGCACCCUUCUCCAAAUUGCCUUGGUUAUAUGCAAUGCUGGUAAUCCAUAAUAUGACUCUUUCUAUUUCAGGACCUAGGGAGCUCACUGGUGCUGUUGAUUUAAUAAGUCAGUACAAAUUGCAGCCGCACCAUGAUUUCUUUUGCAAGAGGCCUUUGCCACUUGCAAUCUCAGAUACACAUUACCUUCACAAUGUUGUGGGGGACACUGAAAUUCGGAAAGGAGAAGGAAUGAAGCUAGGUCAACUCGUUCAGAAUGCAUACUUAAGGGAUAAGCCUGCUUAUAUUCAGCCCUUUGAUAUGGAAACACUGGGGCAAGCAUUUCAGCUUCGAGAAACUGCUCCAGUAGAUUUACCCUCUGCGGAAAAAGGCAUACCUACUAUUUCGGGCAAACCGAAAAGUGAGUCCAAGGACAAAGAGAAAAAACAUAAAAAGCACAAAGACAAAGAUAAAGACAGGGAGCAUAAGAAGCACAAACAUCGACAUAAGGAUCGGUCUAAAGACAAAGACAAGGACAAGGAUAAGAAAAAGGAUAAGCAUCAUGAGAAGAAGAGGAAGCAUGAGGGGACAGAGGACUCGGCAGACGUGCAUAAGCACAAAAAAAGCAAGGUGAUAUACAAUUAUUAUUUGCUUCCUGGUACAACAAAUUUCCUUGCAGCACAUUUUGUUGGUCUGUUAACAUGACUUAUCUAUGACAGCAUAAGAGUUCCAAAACCGAUGAGAUGGGUAAUGGAAUUAGUUAGCUACAGUUUUCUUCUUACUUCUAUUGUCAAUCAGUGUCAUAUUCUGUUAGAAGGAGGCUCAAAAGGUUUCCGUCACCAGACCCUCUGCAGAUCAAUUGUUUUGGAUCCUACUGAAGCGCGCCGGCGUCGGCAUGAGAUUCGACAUGGGAAGCGUUCUAUUUAUUAACCACGGUCCAUUGGCUGGAGUCAAGGAAAUUCUCAAGCAUAAAACGGCAUCUUCUUACUCGGCGUGCUUUUAAAGGAGAA
This is a messenger RNA of Aegilops tauschii subsp. strangulata, 3278 nucleotides long. RefSeq names its product probable mediator of RNA polymerase II transcription subunit 19b. Gene Ontology annotation, molecular function: transcription factor binding; transcription coregulator activity. The record is from RefSeq and is a predicted model, not a curated record. NCBI's taxonomy places the organism in Eukaryota, Viridiplantae, Streptophyta, Magnoliopsida, Poales, Poaceae. Gene Ontology annotation, cellular component: mediator complex. Gene Ontology annotation, biological process: positive regulation of transcription by RNA polymerase II.